GAAAUGCGUGAGUUUUGACAUGUUAAGUUUUAAGGUCUUCCUUCUUUUCUUGAUACCAUUAACUGAACAGUCGUACAACAGGCGUGCUCCACCAGACACGAAAAUCACUAAACCCUUCACAAUGCCAGACAUUAUUGAUUCAAACUUGGCUAAUCAAUUGAAAGUCCCAAACAAGGAAUUCUGCCAGAAGAUGGCCCUAAGCGACGCCGAUUUCUUUAUGGCGAUGCCGUGGUGGUACCACUAUUGUGAACGUCUGAGAGAAGAAGAAGAGAGCAAAACGAAGAGUAAGGCAAGAUUCCUUAAGCCUUACGUGAAACUCUUGCGUAAGGUACAGGAUUAUAAGAAGACUCAUAAAAUUUGGAACGAAGUUCCAUCUGUUUCACGACCUAAAAGAUUAUUAUAA
This is a messenger RNA of Cydia fagiglandana, 403 nucleotides long. RefSeq lists its product as uncharacterized. The record is from RefSeq and is a predicted model, not a curated record. The transcript has 3 exons. The coding region runs from base 20 to 403 and encodes 127 amino acids. Lineage: Eukaryota; Metazoa; Arthropoda; Insecta; Lepidoptera; Tortricidae.